Molecule: messenger RNA, 225 nt
Organism: Phycomyces blakesleeanus NRRL 1555(-)
Lineage: Eukaryota; Fungi; Mucoromycota; Mucoromycetes; Mucorales; Phycomycetaceae
Exons: 3
Coding region: 1-225 (74 amino acids)
Source: RefSeq, a predicted model, not a curated record
AUGAACGUAGUUAUGGUUGGUGUCCGCCUCUGGAAAAGUGUCGGACCACUUGUUCUGCUCGAGGGUAAUAUGAAUGCCUCUCAAUAUGCAAAGGCUUUCAAAGAGCAUUUUGUGGAGCUUUAUGAUGGUCUUCCUUGGCAGGCCAAUUACCGCAGAAAGACUAUGGGAGAUUUUACAAGAAUGGAACACAAUCACUCUAGACGUUUGCUACAAACAUUGUAUUAG